AUGCCUGCACCCGGUGACCAGUGGAAGGACAAUAAGUUCACCAACCCGUACGAAGAGCAAAAGCAACAUGUCAAUGAAUACACGGCCCAGGAGAUAGCCACCUUGCAGAGUCGACUGGACAAGCAACUCGGCCCAGAAUAUAUCUCAACACGUCCCGGAAAUGGAGGAGGCAAGGUACACUACCUCGCUGCUGAGAAGGUCAUCAACCUCGCCAACGAGGUCUUUGGCUUCAACGGAUGGAGCAGUGCUAUCAGGGACGUCCAAAUCGACUUUUGCGACGAGAGUCCGACAACGGGAAAGAUCAACUUGGGCCUUUCUACCAUCGUGCGCGUUUCUUUGAAGGACGGCACAUUCCAUGAGGAUAUUGGUUAUGGUCACAUCGAGAACUGCAAAGGCAAAGCAGCUGCCUUCGAGAAAGCAAAGAAGGAAGCCGUGACCGACGCAUUGAAACGAUCAUUACGCAACUUUGGAAACGUCCUGGGCAAUUGCUUAUACGACAAGGACUAUCUUCAGAGAGUGACGAAGGUUAGAGUUGCGCCGUCUAAAUGGGAUGCCGACAAUCUACAUCGUCACCCAGAUUACGCUCCCAUCAAGAAAGAAGCCCUCGCAGCCCCAUCGACCUCCACAACCGUCGCUGUAGCGCCGCCAGCACGCAUGCCUAGUGCUCAAUCAAACACUUCAGAAUUCGAGGAUGAGUUUGGAGGAAAUUUGUUUGAUGAGGUGGACUUCAGCCAUCCUGAUGAGGUACAUUUGGACAACUCUGUUACAGAAGUCUCUGUUGAGACACCAAUCCGACCCCCUGCCAACUCUGUUUCAGCACAAGCCAUGAAUCGCCAGCAACCGAACAGGGUAGCAUCCAUGCCCAACGUCCGCCAGUUCUCUGCUGCUCCUCAGAACGGCCAACAGAAUGGCCAGCAAGCACGACCUCAGCCAACAUCACAGACCUUUAAGAACACGAACAAUCAACCGCCGACUCGCAUGAUGCCUCCUCCUCAACAAGCCAACGGCAACAACCAGAAUGGCUUUCGCUCAAAUCCAUCCUCAGCGUCAGAGUCAACGACUACCAACGGUAGACAGAGCACACCUCCCGAGUCAGUAGUCACACCUUCGCAAGUGCCAGCACAUGUACCAUCUGGCUUUGUCUCAGGGGCUGCAGCUUCUGCUCUGGUCCAACCUCCCGAGGCAGGUGCUGUGCCUCCAAUCAAACUGUUCGAUCCGCAUCACGAAAGUCCCUCGAUCAGACGUACACAAGGAAUUGAUCCCCGCAAGUCGGCACCGAUCAAGCGCUCUGAAGUUGGCGCUCCCACUGUACCAAUACCAAAUCCGAAACCCAUGAUGAAUGGAGCAGCCCCUGCUAACAGAUCAAACUUCGUCAAUCCUGCAAUGGAUGCCAGUCGACGUAUUGGCAUGCCAGGCGGAAUGCAGCAGAGUCCCUUGGCAAAUAGAAGUGCCUACAAGCCUCCUGCAAUGAAGAGGCCAUUACCAGCAGAAAAUGCUGCUAGCAGACCACCACUCGCCGACAUGAGUAAUGUUCAGCAAACCGAUGGGGCUAGUGAUUCCAAGAAGCCGAAGCUUGAUGUUGUGUCAGAGCCACAACAAGCCAGUGGAGAGACGCAAGCUGUGGCUUGA
This is a messenger RNA of Aureobasidium melanogenum CBS 110374, 1629 nucleotides long. Its product is annotated as recombination protein Rad52. Bases 1 to 1629 code for a protein of 542 amino acids. Gene Ontology annotation, biological process: double-strand break repair via single-strand annealing; mitotic recombination; double-strand break repair via homologous recombination. The record is from RefSeq and is a predicted model, not a curated record. Lineage: Eukaryota; Fungi; Ascomycota; Dothideomycetes; Dothideales; Saccotheciaceae. Gene Ontology annotation, cellular component: nucleus. The transcript is spliced from 4 exons.